CAAAGAUUCUGGCUUGGCAGUCUUUUAUACUACUACUAUACUUGCUUCUGUGCAGCUUCCACCCAAAAGAAGAUGAAGUGGCCAGAGAGGAAGUGUGAAGGCAGCUUAGACUUCCUCCAAAUUAGCACGUGACAAAUUUGAGAUUGUUUAAAAAAAGCCUAGCUUGUGGCAUGCUUGUCCUAAAGUUGAGGAAGCAUCUUACUGUUAGCUUAAUUAUUUGUUACUCUUAAUAUAUAAGUUCAUUAUCAAAUUCAAGGUGACUCUCAAAGAAAGGUCUUGCUAUUUUUUCCUUACAAUGCGAAUCUUCUUCCUCAUGUUUUUCUUCUUAAUUAGACUGUCUUUCCAAGAAAAUUUAUUUACAAGCACGGAAAAGUCCGUCUUACUAAGUUUGAAACAGCACUGGAGCAAUCCAGAGAUCUUCCAGUCAUGGGAUUUGAAAUAUUCGCCAUGUAGUUGGUCAGGAGUGUCAUGUAUGAAUGGCUUUGGCAGAGUCACACAGCUAGUUCUAGGAGGAAAUAACAUUACUGGAACAAUUCCAUCAACAAUAUGUCAGCUCAAGAACCUUACCUUGAUUGAUCUCUCCAACAACAACAUUUUUGGAACUAUACCAGUAAGCCUGAUGGACUGCUCAAAGCUACAACACCUGGACUUAUCCAACAAUUAUUUGAGAGGCCAGAUUCCAGGUGAGUUGUUUAGGAUGGAUAGAUUAGCCAAUUUGUAUCUUAAAGGUAACAUGUUUUCGGGUGAGAUGCCAAAAGAAAUAUCAGCAUCCCAACUGGAAAAUCUUGAUCUUUCUAGGAACUACUUGAACGGCUCGAUCCCAGAAGAAUUUGGGAGCUUGAAAAAACUUGUGAAAUUGGACCUGUCACAUAAUUCUCUAAGUGGUUCAAUUACUAAUCAGUUGUUCCAGUUGCAUCAUUUGCGUCACUUGUUACUGAGUCAUAACUACUUAUCUGGCGUGAUACCUAAUGCAAUGGACUUGUUUAGUUUGUAUAGUAUGGAUCUUUCUCAUAACCAAUUGAAAGGUUCUAUACCAAAGAGAUUUUGGGAUUUACCUGGAUUGCAUGCUUUAGAUUUGUCUUAUAAUCAAUUAUCAGGAGACAUUUCUGAAAGUAUAGAACAUCUUUUGCCUAGUAAUACUUUAAGGCUUUGUUCCAACAAAUUCUCAGGGAGAAUUUCUGCUGAAUUUGUGAAGCUAACAUAUGAAGACAAUUGCUUUGACAAGUCCAACCUUUGUUCUACAUCCAAGAACUCCUUCCCUGAUUUACCAAGCUGCUCUUCUGGUGAUAAGGUUCGAAAGUUUCUGAGAGAAAAACACUUGAUUAUCAUAAUUCCUGCUGUAGUUGUUGGAAUAGCUAUACAGUCAGUAUGGAUAUUUUACAUGGUCAGGAAGCAUUGGUGGAAAAAAGACUGCAUAUCGAUGCAAUUAGUAUGGAUCUUUUCCUUGAUCAGAAAGCCUUGGUGGAAAAAGAAGCAGAACAUUGAAGAGGACUUGAAGUUAAUUUCAUUUCACAAGUUGAGGGUAACUACGGAGGACAUUAUGUCUGGCUUGAAAGACGAAAAUGUGAUAGGACAUGGAGGAUCAGGGAAGGUCUAUCGAGAUGUGAUCGACCAAACAGGCGAUACUUAUGCUGUUAAAAGUAUACGGCAUGACAAAAGUUCAGGUGGAAAACUCCCAAAGGAUUUUUUAGCAGAAGUUCGAAUACUUGGUAGCAUUCGACAUAAAAACAUUGUCAAGCUCUUUUGCUGCAUCUUUAGCGCAGACAAAAACCUUCUAGUAUAUGAAUACUUUGAGAAACAAAGCCUGGACAAAUGGCUUCACAGAAAGAGAAGAGCAGCCUCACCAGGUCAAAGUAGUACCCCACCCUUGGAUUGGCAAAAGAGAUUAAAAAUAGCCAUUGGUGCAGCUCAAGGACUCUGCUAUAUGCACCAUGAUUGCACUCGGCCUAUCAUUCAUAGAGACAUUAAGUCCAGUAAUAUCCUUCUAGACUCGGAAUUCAAUCCAAAAAUAGCAGAUUUUGGGCUAGCGAAAAUGCUAGCAAAGCACGAUGAUGAUCCUGAGACAGCUUCUGCUAUUGCUGGAACUUUUGGUUACAUUGCCCCUGAGUAUGCCUCUACAUUCAAAGUGAAUGUGAAGACUGAUAUCUAUAGCUUUGGAGUGGUGCUAUUAGAAUUGACAACGGGGAGAGAACCCAUUCUCAGGGACGAACAAAUGAAUCUAGCACAAUGGUCUCAACAGCAUUUCAGGGAGGGCAAUUCCAUUCUUGAGGCGGUUGAUGGAGAAAUCAUGGAAGCAAUUAAUUUGGAACAAAUGACGAGUGUUUUUAAACUAGGACUGAUGUGUACUGGUGCAUUACCAUCUGGUAGGCCGUCAAUGAAGGAGGUUUGCUACAUGCUUCAAAGCUGCAGAGACCCCAAAUUUUGAGGGAGGAUAAUGUGUAGUCUUAUGUCAACAAGCACAGUUCUUAUUUGUAAAUGAAAUAGAAUGACAAAGCCAUGUUGGUAACGAUGUCUCCAGAAUGUAUACUCUAGCAUCAGCCCAAUGCUUCUUCAUCAUUCAACUC
Nicotiana tabacum (common tobacco) is the source of this 2564-nucleotide messenger RNA. Its product is annotated as receptor protein-tyrosine kinase CEPR1-like. The record is from RefSeq and is a predicted model, not a curated record. Gene Ontology annotation, molecular function: protein kinase activity; ATP binding; receptor serine/threonine kinase binding. Gene Ontology annotation, biological process: protein phosphorylation. NCBI's taxonomy places the organism in Eukaryota, Viridiplantae, Streptophyta, Magnoliopsida, Solanales, Solanaceae.